AUGGCAGUGCGUUACUUUCCACGUAAUUACCCGAAAGGCCUACGGAAUACAGACAAUAGAUUUAAGUUCUCUCUGCAGUUGAUUAUAUACAGUUACAUGACUGUCACAAUCAACAUGGGCGACGUAAUCCAACAACCGUCUUCUUUAAUAUUCCAAAACUCAGAGGACCAAACCUCGAAUGAAUACGACAAAAUGGAGGAUGGAUGUUUAGGCCGAAGUUUUCUCGAUUCCAACAGAUUUCAGAACAACCAGAACCGACCCGUCACUUUUGAGAACGCAGCGCGUGAACGUUCCCGUGUGAAAACUCUACGAGGAGCAUUUCUAGAGCUGCAGAGAACACUUCCAGCUGUACCCCCGGAUACGAAACUGUCCAAACUGGACGUACUCGUACUAGCAACUACAUAUAUUGCCCACCUGAUGCGGACGCUGAGCGAGGAUGAGGAUGAAAACCAGGUGUUUGCAGCUAACGGAAUUAUGCAUCCGGUCAAGAAAUGGCCGAUGAGAUCACGUCUAUAUGCCGGGAUAUUGUCAAGUACCUUUCCUGUCCGGAGGAGGACAGCGGACAACAAUUCACAAAGGAGAACGUCACAAAACGAAAAUGCACAUUGGAAAUGUCACACCAGGUCUAACGAGGCUGGUUAUGUGAACCACGAGACGAUGUAA
Ylistrum balloti is the source of this 663-nucleotide messenger RNA. RefSeq names its product transcription factor 23-like. The coding region runs from base 1 to 663 and encodes 220 amino acids. The transcript has 3 exons. Gene Ontology annotation, molecular function: protein dimerization activity; DNA-binding transcription factor activity, RNA polymerase II-specific; RNA polymerase II transcription regulatory region sequence-specific DNA binding. Gene Ontology annotation, biological process: developmental process; regulation of transcription by RNA polymerase II. NCBI's taxonomy places the organism in Eukaryota, Metazoa, Mollusca, Bivalvia, Pectinida, Pectinidae. The record is from RefSeq and is a predicted model, not a curated record.